Molecule: messenger RNA, 2306 nt
Organism: Sinocyclocheilus anshuiensis
Lineage: Eukaryota; Metazoa; Chordata; Actinopteri; Cypriniformes; Cyprinidae
Gene: asb12a
Product: ankyrin repeat and SOCS box-containing 12a
Exons: 4
Coding region: 407-1324 (305 amino acids)
Biological process (GO): positive regulation of protein catabolic process; protein ubiquitination; intracellular signal transduction
Molecular function (GO): protein binding
Source: RefSeq, a predicted model, not a curated record
AUUACUCUCAGCUGAGUUUAUUCGCAUAUAAAAGCAUUUAAAAAUCUAGAUCUGCUUGUAUUUAUGAGGUUAAUCUCGUUUGCUAGCCGGCUAACUGACCGUGGAUGCUUGCUAGUAACUUCGUCGUCGUUAAAGCUAAUGCAGAUAAUAAAUGAGGUUCAUGACAAAGCGUUCCGAUUUUUUAAAACCUUGCUUAAACGCUGUCAAGAUAUUACUAUAAUAUAAUCACAAUCUACUCAUAAAUAACAAUAAUAUCCCAAUAUAAGGGUUUGUUGUUAUGCAAAACUGAACUGCGUGCAACACUUAACGUAACGUAAGUGAAGGCAAUUCAUCCUGAAUACUCAAGGCUCAAACCCUAGUGAACUGUACCUAGACAGCAUUUUUGGGCAUUGUCUAGUUCUCCUCUAUGCUCCAGCUGCGGCCGGUGGAGGAGGAUGAAUCAGCUGCUGAGAGUCUGGAACUGAACCGAGCUGUGGCUGACAAUGACCAUUUCCUGCUGGCCGAGCUACUUUCACAAGAACGUUACAGGAAGUGCAUUAAUCAGCAGAGCGGUUGGGGGAUCCCAGGUACCCCGUUACGUAUGGCUGCAUCAAAAGGUCACCUGAGGUGCCUGCAGUUGCUCCUGGCCCAUGGGGCAGAGGUAGACAGACUUGAUGUUAAAGCCCAGACCCCUCUUUUCACUGCUGUGUGUGGGCGUUACCUGAGCUGUGUGCUCGCGCUUCUCCGUGCCGGAGCUAAUCCGAAUGGAAGUCACCUGAACAACAGCUCGCCCGUGCUCACUGCCGCCCGAGAGGGCGACCCGGAGAUCCUCCGCCAGCUGCUUCAGCACGGGGCGGAGGUCAAUGCCAGGUCAAAGGUGACGCUGUGGGCCUCAGGGGUUGCUGUGUGCAGCGGGCCGCUUUACCUGUCAGCCAUAUAUGGGCACCUGGAUUGCUUCAAAAUGUUGCUGUUAUAUGGGGCAGAGCCGAACUAUAACAGUCUGGAAGAGAAAGUGAUCGGCAGGGCCACGCAGCAGAAGACAGUCCUGGAAUUGUGUUUGAGACACGGCUGUGGAGUCGAAUACAUUCAACUGCUCAUUGACUUUGGGGCAAACGUCUACCUGCCGACCCUCAUUAUAGAAAAGAGCACCAAACAGAACGAAGCUCUUGAGCUGUUGCUGAAAGAGCGAGGGUGUCCGAAGACUCUUGCAUCUCAGUGUAGAUUGGCCAUUCGUAGACACCUGAUACAGGUGAACAAGAUUCAGUCAUUGGACUCUCUGGAGAUUCCACCCAGGCUCAUCGACUAUCUCAAACACAACCCUAUGAACAGUGUAUUGGUUUACUGACAAAACAGAGUACAAUCCACUGUGCCUUUACUAAAGGACAGACUCAAUCACUCACACACGGACUGGACUGGUAGACCAUAUAGACAUCAGAGGGAGUCGAAACAGACAGAAGAUCUGGACUAAUGACGUGGACUCGCUCGUAUGCAAUCUCACAGACGGACCGAUACACUGCUAACAACCCUGGUUUACAUGUAUGGAGUGUGUUAAACAUCCUCAUAAAUGAAUUUGCUUUAAUGUCCUUCAAAUUAGACUGUGUAAUAUUACCAGAAGUGUUGUUGUAAAUUCUUUUGAACUAUGCAUUGUCGUACAGUCUGUUCUGCCUUUUCAAGAUCAUGUGGAAGUUUUCAUUUCUCAUACUAAAUUCAGCAAUGAUAUUUACAGAAUCAUUAGUGUUUUGUUUAUCAGUAGCAGCUUGAUGAAGGAUGUAAAAAUGUUGGUAACUGGCUUAUUAAUCUUAAUAUGAUGUAUAAAAUCCACUGUGAUGUACUUGUAUAAAUGAAUCCCUUGUUUAGAGCAGAUGGACACUUCCAACAGAUGUCAUGUAACCUCCAUUGUGCAGGUAGCAUGUAAUGGAGAUCAUUCUGUUCCUGUGAGGUUAAAGACAUCAGUUCCAGAGCAAGUCCUCAGAAGGAUUUAUAGCAUAGGUAUUGAAGUAUCUUGCUUGAGCAUUAAAAAGUACAACAGUCUGUGCUAAAUGGGAUAUACAGUACAUAUGCAGGUGUAUUUUGAAAAUAUAAUUAUAGUAUGGAUGACAUCGGGCUUGUUAAUUGUUCAUAAAAUUGAACUGCUGAACAUCAGAAUGUUUAUCAGUGUUGUUUCAUCUAUAUUUACAUUUAUGGGGUAAUUUGAGGUGCCAGUUUCCAUAUAGUUUUUUUUUCCACUUCAUAAAAUAAUGCUAUUGCACUGAUGUGGAAAACUCAAAGUGCUAACAUUUAGCUGAAAGGAGCUGAGAUACACAAAAACAUACCAAAUACAGACUAGA